AUGGUUGGAUGGGGCCAAAGAUGUCCGGUCCGCUGCUUCCGCAGCCUUUCCACUCUGAAGCUCCAAAGCCUGGACGAUGCCCCUCCGCUGCAUAGCAUCUUAUUGAUCGCGGAGGAGGGAAUGGCAAUCCUCCUAAAAUUCUGCUGGGGUGACGAUGUCCGCCGUGUCAGAGUGGAGGAGCUCGCCAUGGACCAGGUCAAAGCAGCUUGCCUGCGAAUCUUCGCAGAACGUUUGGCACCCGAAGAUGAGGACCAGAUCCAGCUAGAAUUCUUGUGGCAGGGCUCCAGCAGGCUGCUCACCCCAACAACUUUCCCAGAGCUCGUGGUUCUCUAUGGACAGCUCACCGGCGCCGCGGAAGUUCCGCAGCCGUCACUGCGGCUGUAUGUGACAGAGAAGGAAGGGGCUCACCUCUCACAUCAGCCCUGGGUAGGGCUCCAGCCGAAGUUGGAGCAGCUAGAGGAGUUCCUGCCCCAGCACGAUGCUGGCCUCAGCGACGUCGUGAGCACGACGGAUGCCCCGAUUCCUGUGAAGCAGGAGGCCGUGGACGAGCCUAGCAUCGGAGGCUUCAUGGAGGCCGAUGAAAGGACAGUGCGGAGGGCGGCACGGCUCAUGCUGAAACAGGUGCAGCGACAGCGGGAAGCUGCCAGGAGGGAUGAGAAGAAAGCAGCAGCCAAGUGGCGAAAAGCAAAGCACAAGGCCUUGAGGCGGAUGGAAAAGGUUGCGCGAAAGCUGGCUCGGAAAGCUGCGAAGUCUGAUGAAAGGCAGCGCCAGUGUGACAAGGGCAAGAAGAGUAAGAGGCACAAGCGGAAGAAAGAGCGGUGUGUGCGAUCCGAACCAGAGGACAAGGAGCUGGAGGCUGAUGGCUGCCAUUGCGAGGAUGGCUGCGAGGAGCGGCUCUACAAGAAGAUGCGGAAGGAAAGGAAGAAGGCAGCCAGGCGUCUCCAGCGAGCUGCUCGAAAGGCGAAGAAGCAUCGUCGACACAACCUGGAAGAAGAACGCACGGCAGGCAGUGAUGGUGAGGGCACUGAAGGCAGCCUGGAUCCCGAAAAGGAGGUUUGCCACAUGGUGUCUGUGGCCUUCCGCGGCUUGCUGAGCACUGAAGAGGAAGUGUCCAGAUCCUGGGUGCGCCCAGUGGUGUGA
Molecule: messenger RNA, 1140 nt
Organism: Symbiodinium necroappetens
Lineage: Eukaryota; Dinophyceae; Suessiales; Symbiodiniaceae
Source: the annotation of a GenBank genome assembly